AUGGCAGAUCUGGCUGGCGCUGUGAACUAUACCGCAUGGUGGAUUGAGAGAACCAUCGGCCGGGGCAACCCGUCCGAGCCCUUGGCGUAUAUGGGAGCAAGAGAUCUCCGUUACACCACUUUCGCUUUCGCAUGCAUGAAGACCGGGCAUUCAGUUAGUGGUCGUCUGUGCUCUUCCCCUCUCCCAGAAAUUCCGAGACGGCAUUUCUGCAUGUCCUCAACGCGACAAAAUCUUCAAAGUUUUUUCUUCAGCGCAGAGCAGCAGAAAGUCGUUGAACAACUCCAGCAAGCCAAUAAGAACUUGCAAUCAUGGGAGGUUCCUGGUCUGUGGGAAGUGUUCGACAAGAAGGUCGAUUGCUAUCCUUUUGUCAAACAAUACGCGGAUGUCGAGGAUGAGGCACCGAUCAUCAUCCAUAGCUCGGGCACAACCGGAUUUCCCAAGCCAAUUUACUUGACCAACGGAUUCUGGUCUGUUAUGGAUAAUAACUCGGAGCUACCUGUUCCUGAAGGAAGAAAAGAAGCUCUGAUGAACACUGUGAAGCCAGGAGGGCUCUUCUUCAUGAUGGCUCCUUUCUUUCAUUUGAUGGGCCUUGUUUGUUUUGUUGAGUCCAUCUGCCACAACACCCCCUUUUUCUUGAGCCCAGAGAAGCCGAUGACGGUCGAGUUGCUGGCUCGGAUCAUUGAUGAAAAUCACCCUGUGACCAGCCUGCUCACUCCCUCUGUCAUAGAGGACAUUGGAUCAUCCCCACAGGGCCUGGACCUGUUGAGAAGAUUUGAGGUGAUUUUCUUCGGCGGUGCGCCGCUGUCUCCGAAGAUUGGUGCUGGAUUCGUUGCAAGCCUAGCACCCGUGGACAGGAAUGAGUGGGCAUGGUUUGAGUGGAAUCCGUAUGCUGCCGUCGAUAUGCAAUAUGCUGUAGAUGGAGCAUACGAGCUGGUGCUCUGCAGGACUGAAACCCGCGAUUUUAGUGCCAUUUUCCACACGUUCCCUGAGCUUAAGGAGUAUCGGGCCAAAGACCUUUUUGUUCCAUACCCAACGAAAGCCGGUCUGUGGCGAUACCACGGAUGA
Molecule: messenger RNA, 1065 nt
Organism: Aspergillus glaucus CBS 516.65
Lineage: Eukaryota; Fungi; Ascomycota; Eurotiomycetes; Eurotiales; Aspergillaceae
Exons: 4
Coding region: 1-1065 (354 amino acids)
Source: RefSeq, a predicted model, not a curated record